This is a messenger RNA of Jatropha curcas, 1486 nucleotides long. RefSeq names its product E3 ubiquitin-protein ligase SIRP1. Gene Ontology annotation, molecular function: ubiquitin protein ligase activity. NCBI's taxonomy places the organism in Eukaryota, Viridiplantae, Streptophyta, Magnoliopsida, Malpighiales, Euphorbiaceae. Gene Ontology annotation, cellular component: cytoplasm. Gene Ontology annotation, biological process: protein ubiquitination. The record is from RefSeq and is a predicted model, not a curated record.
AAAAAGUUGAAAUUAAAAAUAAAAAGUUGAAUAGUUUUAGAAAUAAAAGGGAGAGGACACCAUCUUCUCUCUACCAAUUAACCUCAUUAUUUUCCAGGAGGCAGCAAACCCGAGAAGACAAACAUCAAAGAAACCAACCACAUCCUCUAUCCACAAGGCUGUCUCAUAGAGAAAGGGGGAUGGGGGAUGCAAUGGUGGAUCAACAAUACUGGUGUCACAUGUGCUCUAGGACGGUGACACCAGUUAUGGAAGCUGAUAUUAAAUGCCCAUUUUGUGAAAGUGGGUUUGUAGAAGAAAUGGACACCACAAGAGAAAAUAAUACUACUAGUACUACUAAUAAUGAUAAUAGUGGUAUUGAUUUUGGAUCAGAACGUGCCUUCUCUCUAUGGGCACCAAUCUUGCUUGGUUUAAUGGGUGGUUUAGGCUCUUCUAGAGCCCGCAUUGCAGCUGCUGCUACUGCUCAACAACAGAAUAGUAGCAGCAGCAGCAGCAGUAGCAACGGAAAUGCACAGGAAGAAAAUGGUGAACUUGAGAGAGAAUUUCGAUCCUUAUUUAGAAGGAGGAGAAGAAGAAGUUCAAUUUUUCGUAUGCUUCAAGAUCUUCGUUCGGGUUCAAAUAAUUCUGAAAAUAAUGGGGAGAUUAAUACUAUUAACACUAACAAUAAUAAUAACAAUAAUAGUAAUAUUAAUAAUAAUAGUUUGAUUUUUGUUAAUCCUUUCAAUGAGGCAGCAUUAGUUCUGCAAGGCCCUUUUGAUGUAAACCAACCUGAAAACCCUAUUCGAAGUAUGGCAAGUUCUUUAGGGGACUACCUUAUUGGACCUGGUUUGGAUUUAUUGCUACAGCAUUUAGCAGAAAAUGAUCCUAAUCGUUAUGGAACACCUCCAGCACAGAAAGAAGCCGUUCAAGCAAUGCCAAUUGUUGCUGUUGAGCAGAGUUUGCAAUGUGCAGUGUGCGUAGAGGAGUUUGAGAUUGGAGAAGAAGCCCGGGAAAUGCCAUGUAAACAUAAAUUUCAUGGUGGGUGUAUUAUUCCAUGGCUGGAGCUUCAUAGUUCUUGCCCAGUUUGCAGGUACCAAAUGCCCUGUGAUGAAUCCAAGAUUCAGGAAAGUGGCUCGAGGAGCGAUGGAGGGAGAAUGGAGAACAAUGAGGCCAGGAUGGGCAAUGGUGUAGGAGACGGAGAACAAGUAGGCAAUGGAAGAAGGUAUUGGGUUCCUGUCCCAUGGCCUUUUGAAGGGAUGUUUUCUUUGUCACCAACCCAAAAUGGGGCAAGUUCUACUUCAGCAUCCUCUCCAGCAAACAUGCCAGGAAAUCAUCUUUCUUCUCACACAGAUGAAACUUGAAGAUAAAUACUUGUAUGUAUAAAAAUGUACUGCUUUUUUAUGUGGUCAUGGUUUUGUAUAGUUCUUAUAAGGAAUUUGCCUAUUAUAUGUAUCCUAUGAGCAAUUUCAUGGUGUUUAAAGAAUUAAUACAAUUUUACUGGUUUUCUUUA